Messenger RNA from Moneuplotes crassus, 939 nucleotides. Lineage: Eukaryota; Ciliophora; Spirotrichea; Euplotida; Euplotidae. The record is from the annotation of a GenBank genome assembly.
UGGGCAACUCUCUAUAAUCGAAAAGGCUUCCCACAUUGUACUGAGAGAGCUCUAGUUUCUUUUCUAAACAACCAGGCUGCUGCCAUAUAUAAUUCUUACAAAACAACUAGUGGUCUUUGACUGAUUCAUUUCAUUAAGGUUUACGAACUCAAAGCCAGUCUUUUACUAAAAUUCAUUUAAGAAAAUCAAGAUGGUAUCUGACUUUUCUGCUAUAGAAACCCAAAUGACCCAUGUCAUAGAAAAGCAAGCUGAAACAUAGUAAUCCUAACCCCCUUGGCAUGAGCUUUCGUAUGAAUCCUCGUGCUAACCCCAAUACACGACCAGAAACUAGAUGCUUAUUUCUGGAUACUCUGGCUACUCUAUCUCUACUUACACCUCUACAUCUCUGUCUAUGGGAUCCUUGCCUUGUCCAACAACAAGUACCACCUGGUGUAUUUCCACCCAUUCACUUAUAUCAUGUACUUUUUCCACCUGCCCUUCUACUGCUGAAUCACCAAAACCAAAGCAAACCCUAAACAAGACCUGAACGAAAGCGUCAGUACAAACUACAGUAUCGAAGGAUACGACAUCGAAGGAUUUGCAGAAGUCAAGCCCAAGAUGGAUGAAAAUAUCUUCGAAAUUUAUGAUAGAUUAACCAUUCAUGAUCAGUUGACUAGAGCAAAAAGCUUUAGAAAGACAUUUAUCCUUAAGCCGAUGGCUCAGAAGACGAAGCAAUUACUCCCUGAUGAUGUUCCUUCUGUUGAGAGCGAAAUUUCAAGAAUUUCUGAGGAAUCGAAGGUUGAGCUUUGUCCUGUUUGUAAAGAAUCCAUGGAAGAAAACCAACACAUUGUGACAUCAGCAUGUGCCCAUCAAUUCCAUUUCAAGUGUAUGAUGAAUGAAAUGCGCACCAAGAGAAUCUGCCCUGUCUGUGAAGAAAAAUUGAGGCCAAAGUAAAUGAGU